UUAUAAUUUGGGGUAUUAACCCUAGAAUUUUCCUUAUUCGAUCGGGAAAUUUGUAUUUUAUCCCGGAAUUGUCGGCUUCUUGCGGAUUGUCUGCUUUUGGAUAUUCUGUUCUAUUAUUGGUUAUCUGAUUAGAUUCUGGUCAGGAAGUAUAAUUGACGUGAUGACUUCGAUUGAGUUACAAUAAUUGUUGCUUAAUGAUGGAUCAAUGACGCCCAGAAACUAUGUUGAUUGGGAAGGGAUUUGGAAUUUAUGUUAUUGCAUUGUUGAAUUAAACCUGCUACUUUUAAUUUGCUUAGGGUGUUCAUUCAAUAGCUGUUGAUGUUACUUUGAAUGGCAGAACAUGGUAUCAUAUCAACUGCUUGAUUCUCACCCGGUUAACAGUGUACCUAACACAUUUCAGUUGGCACAAGCGGAGUACGGGACUUGGCUUGGUUCAGCGACCGAUUUUUACAAUGCAAGCUUGCAACAUGAUGGUUUUAAUCAGUCGAGAUUCAUGGGAUUCAGCCUUAAUUCUCCUUCAACCAAAUAUGUUAACCAACAUCAAUUACCUCAAGGCGCUCUCCCCAGAGAGAAUAAUAAUCACACUUGCUCUAGAUUUAGUAAAUCUGAUGGGAAUACCUCAUUUUCUCCAAUGAGAACAAGUUUGUUGACUAAGGAGUUCAUUACGUCCCCAGAGCAGAUAUCUUCUGUCACUGCAUGCUCUGAAGCAGACUUGUUUUCUGAAAGUGAACAUUUGGACAGUGGAUCAAAUUUUUCUAGCCCUGACUUUGACUAUUUAUCUCAAUCAUCAGCAGAAACCUACACUCCAAGACAACCCGUGACCCCUAGAGAGUUUGUUUCGGUUAAUCGAAGAGAAAUCCUGGAGAUCGAUCAGAUUCCUUCUUAUGGGUGUCUUCCGAAACCAUUUAUAGAUAACAUGGACCUCUGUCAUUCAAAUGCAUUCAUCUUGGGAAAAAUUCCUGAGAGAAGGUUGAACUCUCUUUCUAGUGUGAUUUCUGGAGUGCCAAGACAUGGAGAUCAAAGCCAGCUUCUUCCUAAUACGUGCAGCUUGGAACAAAUUUCUAAGAGAAUUCCUCAGAGGCGCAACUCUCUUUCCAGCAUGGUUGCUGGUAAAGUGAUACCAAGGCUUGAAGAUCAGUAUCAAAUUCCUCAGUUUCAUGAUUUGCUAAAUCGUUAUGAAUUAGAUGAGUUGUCUACACCCCGCUGUGGAGAAUUGUCUCCAGGGAAGCAUAGUGAAAAUUCUAUAGACCAGCAUAAUGGCUCCAGCGCUUCCAUGGUUGAUGAUUUUCCACCUCCUCCUAAGCGCGCAAGGACUGGGGACUAUGUACAUUUCAGUCUCAUUGCCAGCUCUGAUGAUCAAUGUAGAUUUGAAAAAACUCUAGAUGACAGUGGGCACGAGGGUUCUCCAUGCUAUGGGCAAAAGGAACAGGCCGAGCUGUCUACACCCAGAUGCAGACAAUCAUCUUCCGGAAAGCAGAGUGGAAAUUCUACACACCAGCAUAAUGGCUCUACCACUUCCAUGGUUGAUGAUUCUCCACCUCCCCCAAAAUGUUUAAGGACUGGGGACUCUGUACAUUACAGUCUCAUUGGUAGUUCAGAUGAUCAAUGCAGGUUUGACAGAAGUCUCGAUAACAGUCAGCAUGAAGAUUCUCAAAAGGAAGUGGUGAGGAUUCAGCAAGUUUUUUGUCCAGAAACCUACAUCGAAUCCAAGAAAAAGGAAGAGUUUCAGGAAGUCUUAAAUCAAGCAGUGACGACAGAACAGUCCCUCCCAUGUGAAGACAUUCUUAAAUCAUCAGAUGGUAUAAAUUACAUUUCUGACGAGACUGAGAGACUGGGAUGCCAAAAUCCCAGUCUUUUCAAAGAACUUGACAAUGGAAGUGAGAAUGUCCUUCAUUCCACCUCUGACAAUACAGCCGUGCAAGAACAGCAAAAUGUUGUUGAAGAAUACGCAUCCAAGUGUGAGGAACAGCCAAAGUUUGGGAUAAAAUGUUUGUCCAAGCCUCAAGAGCAGCCAAAAAUCAUUCAAGAACCAGGGGUCAUGCAAUGCAAUUCCAACCUUCCGCAACUUGAAUCCAAAGGUGAAAUGGAUUCUAGAGAAUGUGAAAAAAGUGACCAACUAAGAACAGGGUCAGAGGAUUCGGGGAAGUUGCCAGUUUCUUAUAUUGACUUUUUCAAUUCAGAGCAAAUAAAGGAACACAUAAGCAGUCUCAAAUCAUCAUCAGGACAGCCUAGUGGGACAAGAACAAAGGAAACCCCGAAGGAAAAUUGGUUGUGCCGGUUGUGCUGCUCUACAGAGAAGCUUUUGUUUGGACCACCACCUUUGUAUUGUUCACGUUGUUGUAACCUUGUGAAGCCAAAUUCAGUGUACUACUCAGCGCAAGAUGAUAUGGGUUCAAGGCAUUUCUUUUGUCCUGUAUGCUUCAAGCUGUCACGUGGAUCUAGCAUUUUGUUUCAGGGGCACUCUUUUUCUAAGGCACAGAUGUGGAAGGAACGGAAUAAUAUGGAAAAUGAAGAAUCGUGGGUGCAAUGUGAUAAGUGUGAGCACUGGAUGCAUCAAAUUUGUGGGCUGUUUAAUGCUAAAAGAGACCCUGAGGGAAAGGCUAAGUAUGCUUGUCCAUAUUGCCGCUUAGAAGAGAUUGAAUUGGGUAAACAUGUACCUUCAUCUGCUACUUUUGGGGCAAAAGAUCUUCCUCGUACAGGUCUUAGUGAUCACAUUGAAGAGAGGCUCUUUAGGCUGCUCAAAAGAGAAAGAGAAGAGAGGGCGAAGGUUUCAAACAAAGAUAUUAAUGAGGUACCUGGGGUAGGAGAACUCGUUGUUCGAGUAGUCUCAUCUGUCAGCAAAAUUCUUAAAGUGAAUCCGGAAUUUUUAAAUAUAAUUCCUGAACAAGAUUACCCGAAGGAGUUUCCAUACAAGUCAAAGGUCAUUUUAUUGUUCCAGAAAAUUGAAGGGAUAGAUGUCUGUCUAUUUUGUAUGUAUGUCCAGGAGUACGGAUCAGAAUGUGAUAAACCGAACCAGCGCAGUGUAUAUAUUUCAUACCUCGAUUCCAUCAAGUACUUCAGGCCUGAAAUACAUACAGUUAGUGGCGAAGCUCUUCGCACCUUCAUAUAUCACGAAAUUUUGAUUGGUUAUCUUGAGUACUGCAAGAAAAGGGGUUUUGUAGCCUGCUACGUUUGGGCUUGCCCUCCUUAUAGAAAGGAAGAUUACAUUUUUAACUGUCAUCCCGACUCCCAGAAAAUACCAAAGCAAGAUAAAUUGAGACAGUGGUACAAGUCAAUGCUAAAGAAAGCUAUGAAAGAUGAGGUUGUUGUGGACUACAAAACAUUUUACGAGUCCUUCUUUAUUCAAAAUGAGGAGUGUAAUAACAAGAUAACAGCAGCUCGUUUACCAUACUUUGAUGGAGACUAUUGGUCAGAUGCUGCCGAGGAUAUGAUCAGAAAAAUGCAGAAAGAAGAUGGUGGAGAAACGGAGGGGAAGGUGAAAAAACCUGUGACGAAACGAAUUAUGAAAUCAAUGGGACAUAUGGAUCUUAACAUUGAUGCAACUAAAGAUAUUCUUGUGAUGCAAAAGAUCAGCCACGCCAUGUUAACAACGAGGGAAAACUUUCUAGUUGUUCAACUGUUGUUCACUUGCAAGAACUGCCAGAAUCCGAUACUCUCUGGAUUCCAUUGGUUUUGUAACCAAUGUAAAACUUCUGUUUUUUGUUCUAGGUGUCAUGAAAAGGAUCCAAAUUUUAAAGAAAGCAGUAUGCACACUUCCAUUGGUGGGGAAGAACAUUUGCUCUCAAAGGUUGUGAUAAAUGACUUGCCAGCUGACACUGCUGAGGAAGAUGGCCUUCUAAAAAAUCAUAUAUUUGAGAAUAGACAUUCCUUCCUGGGCUUUUGUCAGGGAAAUAACUACCAGUUCAACACCCUUCGCCGUGCCAAGCACUCUUCAAUGAUGAUUUUGUAUGACCUGAGGAAGCAGAUGUGGAUAAUUAGAAAGAUGGCCUGCAGGAUUUGCCAGAAAGAGAUCAUGGUUCAGGCACAUUGGCAUUCUGAGAUUCGUCCAGAGUUAGAUGUUUGUGAUAAAUGCUGUUACAAAGUUAGGACUGAUGAUUGUAAUCCCAAGUCAGUUGUGAAUAUUCCUAAAGCUGACUGCGGACUACUCAGAUAUGAGGCUCUACCAGAGACAGCGAAUCAGGUACGAUAUCGAAAUGUUGUGGAACACGCUUCUCAAUGUUUUCCAGACCAAAGCAACCCUUGUUUGCAUCCUGACUGUUCUAAGGUCAAAAAGUUUUUCCGUCAUUCGCGUCAAUGCAAAAAGAAUCUUGUUGGAAGAUGUGAAAACUGCCGCAAAAUAUGGAUAAUGAUAUGUAUACAUGCAGUUAGGUGCAAGGAUUCCAAUUGCCAGGUUCCACGUUGCAGGGAUGCCAGAAGACACAUUGAAGAGUGUUCAGAGAGGUCCUGCAGAUUCUGCUAUGACUGGCGACGUUUUGUAGCUAGAUGUAAAUAGGAUGAUUUAGGACAAACUCAUACAGAAUGGAACAAAUGCAUCAAAAUGGCGGUUCAAUACUGUACAGGAAUAGUCGCACUCUUGCGAUAAUCAUUUGCUGGACCUAGCAACUGAAUUUGUAUAUAAUGUGAUUAGGGAAUGCAAGGGUGAAACAUCACACAUGGCCAUAAGUUCAAUGUGUUAGAUAUUAGUUUUCAGCUCUCUGAUUCGCUUCCGGCCAAUUGCUUGGAUCUAACAUAAAAAUGUUGAGUUUUUUUUUUUAAUUUUUUUUAUCAC
Molecule: messenger RNA, 4768 nt
Organism: Oldenlandia corymbosa var. corymbosa
Lineage: Eukaryota; Viridiplantae; Streptophyta; Magnoliopsida; Gentianales; Rubiaceae
Source: the annotation of a GenBank genome assembly